Messenger RNA from Adineta steineri, 2031 nucleotides. Lineage: Eukaryota; Metazoa; Rotifera; Eurotatoria; Adinetida; Adinetidae. The record is from the annotation of a GenBank genome assembly.
AUGGCAAAGGUUGUUGUUGAUACAGCUGAUUAUGAGCUUACUGAAUACGAUACACAACGUAUUAAAAUACCGUUUGACGACGAUCGAUCUGAACAGAUGUCACAAACUUAUAGAAAUGCUACUUUCGUAGGUGAACGAUCAGAUCCUGAAAAUGGAGUUAUUAUUACUACGAAAUUACCAAAUAAAACCACUGUUGACGAAGAUGACGACGAUGAUAAUGAUGAGGAUAAAAAUAAUGCUGGUUUUGAACGAUUACCUGGUGAAGGAAACAAAAUGGGUAUAUUCAUAAUGAAAAUACGUCAAAUUAUAGUUAAUUUUAUUAAAGAAUUCAAAAGUAUAAUAGCAUAUGGAUUGAAAAUUUUAUGUUUAAUUGGUUUUAUAAUUUAUUUUGGUUUUGCUAUGAGUAAAAAAUUUGGCACACCUGCUUUUCCUAUCGAUGGAAAUAUUUUUUCUGGAAAUGCCGGUUUUGCUUUAUUCUUUCUUGUUGCUUUUACUGUUUUUGUUGUUGCAUGGGAGAAAAUUCUCGGACGUUCAUUAGAACGUGUCUUCAAAUAUAUCUCGAAAAGUACCCGUGCUAAUCCUCAAUCAAAAAGAAUUUUUCAUCAAAUAAACAAAUUUUCUUGGAUUGGACAUAUCUUGGUUUUUCUUGCUGUUGCACUUUAUCUUGGACUGACAAUGAAACGAGCAGAAAAUCUUGUUUCACUUAGUGGUAUUGCUAUAUUAAUUAUUCUUGGAACACUUGGUUCAAAAUAUCCUCAUCGAAUUCGAUGGAAAACCGUAUUUUAUUCAUUUAUACUACAGUUUAUAUUAGCAGCAAUUGUCAUUCGUCUUGAAGUUGGUUUUCAAUUUUUUGAUUUUCUUGGAAAAGAAGUAGUGAAAUUUAUUGAUAAUGCUGCAGCUGGAGCAAUAUUCGUUUUUGGAGUGAAUUAUGAAGAUCAUUUUUAUGUAUUUAAGGUUACUUCAAUAAUUAUUUUUCUUGGAUCAGUAAUAAAUGUUCUGUAUUAUUUGGGUGCUAUGCAAUACAUUAUAGGAAAAAUUGCAUGGCUUAUGCAAAAAUGUUUAGAUACAACAGCAGCUGAAUCAAUGAAUGCAGCUGCAAAUAUAUUUGUUGGAAUGAGUGAAGCACCAUUGAUGAUUAUGCCAUUAGUACCAACAAUGACAACAUCUGAACUUCAUGCUGUUUUAGUUGGUGGUUUUGCAACAAUGGCAGGAUCUGUUCUUGCGACAUUUAUCUUUUUCGGUGUUCCGGCAAAUCAUUUAAUUGCUGCUAGUGUUAUGGCUGCACCAGGUGCUCUUGGAUUUGCGAAACUUUUAUUACCAGAAACACAUAAAUCGAAAACAUCAUGGGAAACAGUCAAAAAUGUGCCAUUACCUGAUCAAUACAAUGUAAUCGAUGCUUUAAUGACUGGUGCUGGAAAUGCAUUAAAAAUUUGUGGUUAUCUAAUUGCGAAUUUAAUCGCAUUUAUUAGUAUACUAAAUUUUCUUGAUAUCACAAUCGCAUGGUUUUUUGGUCUUGUUCAUCAUCCUGAAGUUAAUUUUCAAUAUUUACUUGGUUUAGUCUUCUAUCCGUUUGCAAUUAUAAUUGGUGUACCACUUCAGGAUUGUUUUCUUGGAUCAAAACUUAUUGGUAUUAAAGUUAGCUUAAAUGAAUUUAUUGCUUAUCAAGAACUUGGUGUAAUUCGCAAGUUACGUGAUGAACUUAUACAAAAUAAUACAUUUCCGUUAUAUUUAAGUGGUAAUUUAACAUUACCAGAGGGCACGCAAAUGUUGUGGAAUGAUAGUUCACUUAUCAUUUUAACUUAUGCUUUAUGUGGAUUCGCUAAUUUUGGUUCAAUGGGUAUUGCAUUAGCAACACUUGGUGUAUUUGCACCCGAACGAAAACGAGCUUUAGUUAAAAUUGCACCACGAGCAUUAAUCGGUGGUAAUAUGGUUUCAUUAAUGACUGCAUCUAUAGCUGGUUUACUUUAUAAUCCUAGUACUGCAAUCCUACCAAUAUUAGAACUGAAUACUACGAAUACUACUCUAUUUUAA